CAACGAGUCUGACAAGAGAAAACAAGCAGAUCCCAACCAUUUGCCAUCAUGAGAUUUCUUGGUCUAAUCUGUACGUUUGCUGCAUCAAUAACCAUAGGUAAGACUCUUAUCUCUUUAAGGUCCAUUAGAAAAUACAUGAGGAGGAAAUUCUUUUAGGAAUCAGCAUAAGGAUAUAAUUCUUAAUAGCAGAACUAUGGACUUGUGUGCCCUUCCUAUUUCUUUAAUUAGGUGAACUUGCCAUUCUCAUGUUGUAUGAUGCAUAAUGAGUUCACUUUCUGGUAGUUACAGAUUAAAUCUAUUUUGUACACUGGUUGGAUCAAUCACCAGCAAAUGUAUAGAUUAAAAGAGCUGCUCUUGUGGGUAGUAUUUCCUCCAAUUCUAGGAUGACAUCCUGGAACUGAGAGGAGGUGGCUCGCUGACCCCAUAUGAUACCUGAGCCACCAACAAGUCUGCCCAUUUUUACUGUAUGUAGUCUUUAAAGCUAUGCCAAUGGCAGAGGAGAAACAUUUGCAAACAUCAAGAAUGUGAAAUUCCCUGGACCCUCCCCCCACCUGGCUCCCUGGCGUGCAAUCAAGCCCCCCACCCCAUGCAGAGGGAGAAGUAAAAUAGAGAGGGCUCUAGUGCAUACAUUUUUUGGGGCCCCCUUAUUGCAAGGGUGGCCAAAAGGUAGAUCCAGUAUGUUUAUAUGAAUGUAGGGGUGUGUUUGUAUGUAGAGAUGGCAUUUGAAAGCAAGCAUGCAUUUAUGUGUAGUGUUGGUUUUAUUUAUAUAUAAUUUUGGUGUUUAACAAAGAGAUGUUUUUGUAUGUACUGUUGAAGUUUGAGUGUAUUUGUGUGUAGUGUUGGAAUUUUAAUGCUGAGAUGCAUGCACAUAUACACAUGCACUUCCAAACAUACAAACACACACUGUAAUACACAUACACACGCUGAAACUCGUGCAGAUAAACAGAUACACAUACUGACACAGAUGUAGCUAUACAGACACAUAUACACACACUGACACAUAUGCACACACUGACAGACGCACAUACACAACACUGACAACACAGAUACACACACUGACACACAUACAACUACACUAAUACCACAGAUACAUACACUGACAACAUACAGACACACAGAUACAUAACCUUACACACAUGCAGAUACAAACAAUGACACAGACAUACUGACACAUACACAGACAUAUUGGCACAGACAUACAGAAAAACACACACACACAGACAUACUCACACACACACACACACACAGAGACACACACACAAACUUUACACUUUUAAAGCCAGAUUCCUACCUUUGCAGGUACCUUUCCAGCGGUCCAGUGUGCUAGCAAGGAUGCUUGGGAGUUGGGGUCUGGCUCUCCUUGCUGAGUCCCUCCUAGACACUGCCUCCUGGCUCUGCCUCCCGUCUCUGUGGGAGGAAUUGACUCACGAGCGUCACUACCUCUGAUGCUGCCAUUAAGGGGCUCGGUCGUGCUGUUAAAGGGCCACAGUGUCGACCGUGCCCCUGCUCAAACAUGCUCACCGGGUUGCCCCUUGUGUGUGGGCCCCGGUGCAGCCCCAAUAACAGCACGUGUGCCCAUGGGGGGAAAAAAUCAUUUUCUCUGGAUGGGGCGGCGGGGCCACGGCGCAGCUUCAUCCCCCAGGUGUAAAUGGGCCCGUUUGGACCGCGUUAAUGACGGCAAUGGAGACACAUGUUCUAUUAAUUUUCCCAUGCAUUCUGUAUUUUAGGUAACUGUCUACUCUGCACAGAGUGCUAUAAUAACACAACUCCCAACUGUGAAGGCUCCAUUGCUACAUGUGCAUCCUGUCUGACAAUUAUCACAGAAGAAGGCCAUGGUAUGUACAAAAAUUAUAGCGCGGUAAUCCACAAGACCUUUUCAUCAUUUAUUAUCAUACAACAUUCAAAUGGGCACGCUAUGUAUGAAACGUCCUAUACAAAAGGUAGAUUAGGAUAAAAAUGUCUUAUGCUUAUGUAGAAUGUACAACGUGAGACUGAUUGAAAUUUCUAUCAAGGGGGGAUUUUUACCAUUUGAUUUACGCAAUUUGACAAACUUUUUGCAGGUGAAAGUUGCUUUUAUUGUAGUUCAGAGCUAGCUGAACAAAAACAAGAUAUCAAAGUAAAUUCAGUAUAAUUCAGUACUACCGACGGUACAACCGAUGUAACCACACCAGGGCCCAAGCGGGUCAAGGGGAAGAUGCCCAUUGCUCUCAUGGCCUUCUUGAAAGCAAAAAAUCUUACUUGGGCCUUGUCUACACAACCACUCACAAGAAUACAACUUUAAAUUAUCAAUAAAAUUAAUCUUAUAUUUAGUGUUUAAACAUUAAAAAAAAAAAACACAAACAUUUGGACAAUAUAAUAGAAACCUUUAAGUUGAAAAAAGAAAUGUAACUUGAAAAUGGUACUCAGUCAGUAAAUCAUGCAGACAAAGAUGGCACAAUACAAAAUUACCAUGAAUUAUUUAUUAUUAAGCAAGUGUUCGACAGAAAGAUUUAUCUUUGCGGAGAAUUGCUUUGUAAUUGUCUUUUACAGAUAUCUGCUGAUACUGAGAUGAUUAGUUCACCUAAUUUUUUUGAAUAAAAAAGGUUCUGAAUAAAUCUCCCUGAAUGAAUGGGGCCACUAUGCUUGUGAGGCCCCGGGCAACUGCCCAGCAUGCCCAUGUGUAAAGAUGGUUCUGAUUGCUAUCAUAGACACCAUGAAUCCCUUACUGACCACACUGGCACAGCUGGAGGGUUCAACACAGGAAAAAAAAGAAUCCAGGGAAACAGUAAAGCUCAUCAGGGCUAGGGGAAGGAAAUACAUUUCUGGAAAAGGACCAAUCAGGGUUGGGUUAUAAAAAAAAAGAAAUAAAAUACAUAAAUAUUGAAUAUCCCACAGAGCACCAUUAAAUCCAUUACUAAAAAAACAAAACAAAACAAAAACAUGAUGAAUAUGACACAACUAAGAUGAGAUGGUCAUCCAUAAAAACUUAGCCAGAGAGGGGUCGAGGGUAACUUUAAGGUAGCUGGAGAGAUCCACAGCUGACAUGGUCAGCACAGUAUUUAUCUACUGGAGGAUAAAGGAGAACUACAGGCAGGUGGAAGUGAAGGUAUGUAAAACUAAUUAAUCUUAGAUAUCACAGAGCAAAUAAGGGUGGACAGUAAUGAUAAAUCAUAAAUUGAUAAAAUUGAACCUAUAGCCCCGAAAAAACAAUUGUUAUUUAUGGGACUAUAGAUUCCCAUUAAAGUAAUGAGCUGUUAAUCCCUUUUUGACAACGUAAUACCAUAUUCACGACUUCUGCCUUUCAUUUAAUACUCCCAUUGCAAGUUUCUUUUGCCCUACUAAGGGGUCUCUUACACGCUACCUAAUCUUGUAAUGCUAUGCCAAGAAUUCCACAAUGAAUAUAUUUGUUGUCCUUGCAGGAAAUGGCUCUGUAUCUAUGAUAGAGAAAUCCUGCAAUCUGUACCCUGAAGUGUGUAACAUCUCCUACAGUGUGACCGCUGACAACUUCCAUCUGGGCUUCGUAUCGUCUUGCUGUGACACAGACCUCUGUAAUCAUGAUACUAUCGUGGGUAAGCUCACCAACCAUGCAAUGGCUCCCUAGACUAAGGGUGUCAAACACUGGAGCCUUGCCCAUUUUAAUUUUCUCGGUUUUAUAAAAACAAACAAAUAAUUUAGACAUAUCCCCAAUGGAAACAUGCAUGCAUUUUUAUGAGUACUGAAAGUUUAUGGGCAGUGAUAAACACACAGAUAAACAGAAAAUCUUGCUCACAAAGUUCCUUGUUUUUGUCUCUGCUGCAACAUUUUCCCUGGUAAAAGCUUCCAGCAAAAGUUCAGUAAUCUUCUAAUUUAUGCAUUUUAAGUUCACCAAUUUUUUUAAUUAUCUCUGUUUUUAGAGCUAUAACAUACUGUGCAGUGCUGUAUUGCAAGAUUAAAUAUCUUUUUACAUUUCCCAGCUCCUACCAAAAAUACCACGGAGAAUGGAGUGGUGUGCCCAUCGUGUGUGCUGCAAAAUGGAACAGAAUGUGUUACCAAUCAGACCAUGAGAUGCGUAGGAGACGAGACUAGAUGCAUUAGCUUCUCGGGAAAACUGUUUGAUCAAGGUAAUUCAAGGCUUAGGGGAAAGGCUAAACCACUAAUGACAAAUGCAGACAGAAGCAAUUUGAAGGCUUGGUGGGAAAAUUACUUCAGAAUGUUUAGAAAAUAUUAUUUUUUAUUAUUAAUGGUCCAAUUUCUCUUUUGUGCUUUGUUUUGUUUUUUUUUUUUGAUUAUUUAUGAAUUCAACAUAAUGCUUUUUUCAGUUCUAAAAGAGGAUGGAUCAAAAAGUCAGACAGUCCUUAUAUUUACAGUGCAUCCAUUUUGUUUAUUGGGGCAUUCAUCUUUGGGACCAGGUUGUAUUAACUGCAUAAGCAGUCACUGUACGUUACAGUGUCAAAGAAUCAGAAAGAAAUUGGGAACCUGGGAAAUUAUAGAGAAAUGUGAUAGACCGGGCAGGGGAUGGAUCUCAAACAUGAAUAAUGACCAUAUUGAUCUGUAAAGAGAGAAGUUGAUGGUAAAAUAUAGGUCUAUUGAGAGCCUCUCCUGUAUAUAUAAGGUCCGAUGAUUGAAGACAUUCUAAAGAACUCAUAAUUUCUUUAUCUCCAGGUUCCUGCAAGAACCUCACCCUUCAAGGAUGUGUCACUGAGAAUGUGUGCAAAGCUAAGCACCUUCCCUUGUAUCCGAAAACACAACUUUGUGAAUUUCAAAAUCUUAUGUGUUCUGAAGGAAGCAGCACCACUUCUAACAAGUGUUAAGAAAAUAACACAGCAUAUGAUUGCUCAUGAAUGCGUACCUCCCAAAAGUUCCAGAAUCAGAAGGACCAUCUCGAUUUUGGGCUUUUAUCUCACAGUCCUAGUUUGGUUCCCUGGUGUCCCACAUCUGAAGACACCAAGGAACCGCCACCAAUCCACGUAAUGUAAUGCAUUAUUGGACUUGUGCAUGUUAUGCCAAUUAGACGCAUGGCCCAAGAUCAUGCCCAGAGUGCUUAAAAAGCAUUUUCCUGUGCCUGAAAUCUGAAGGUUCACAUGUCCAUGUUUGUGGGUGGUUUGAUCUUUUGGGCAGAUUUUUCUAAAUGGGUAUCAUCAGCGAUGCAUGACACAUGACUGCCCAGUCUCAUUUUGUCCUGAUUUCCUACCACCUAGUGUUCAUAUGAGGUACAUGAAUGUUCAUAUUACAGUGUAUUGAAUCACCAAUUCUCUAAAUCGCUAAACUUGGGAUCCAUGAGGUGUAUUGGUAACGUAUCAUGUCAUUAAUUUGAGUACAUAAAUG
Pelobates cultripes (western spadefoot toad) is the source of this 5283-nucleotide messenger RNA. Lineage: Eukaryota; Metazoa; Chordata; Amphibia; Anura; Pelobatidae. The record is from the annotation of a GenBank genome assembly.